UACCUACACAGUCACUCUGGCGUACGCGAGAAUUCCAAAAGUGAAGGGAGCGAUAAUAUAUUUCAUGACAGGUGCAAACUGCAUAGUAUUAUGUGCAUGGCUCAUGAGAGUUCCUCCCUGAAUGUUAUGUGCUCACUGGAGCUAAAAGAGCAAAGCAUGGUCUAGUGAAGGAAAGCCCUUCCGUCUUGAUGAAUGGCUCAGAGGUGUGGGACGGUGGAGGUGCAGCACUGCAGGUGCACAGUGAGGAGCAGACAACCAGCCUGGAGCAGUGGCACAGUGUGGGUGGUGUUCCUCAGGAGCAGGCGGAGGAAGAGGAGAAGGGGCGAGACAUCCAAGAGGAAGACCGGGAGAGAGUGACCACAACUCAGGAGUCACAGAGUGAGGAGGUGGGGGAUGGGCAGAAGAAGGAAGAAACCGUCAUGGGUGAACAGAAAUGCGGUAGUGAUGAGGAGAUCCUGAGAGAGACGAAAGGGAAGGAAAUGCAGGAGGUGGGGAGUCCUGUGGCUGAAGGGAACAGGAAAAGGGAGCGGACAGAAGAGGAAGAGGAAGAGGGAGGGGCAAAACAGUCAGAGGAGUUCAGGAUGGUGCAGGCCCAGGUGUCUGAGGAGGACCUGCAGCAAAAGGGAGGGCCAUCAGAGCCAGGACCGAAGCAGGGCGCUCCUGCAGGAUCAGGAGGGUCGGACCAAGGGGCAGGGUCUGCUGAGGCUGACCUCGGUGAGCAGCAGCAGGGGAUAUCCAGCUCAGUGCUGGACCUGGGUGCCCUCCUUUCUGAGACCAAUGUGCAGCCCUGGGAAAACUUUGCCCAGCCCCUGUACACUGGCUGGCAUUUCCCCACAGGCUCUGGGCUGGGUGAGGUGGUCCACUGCCCAUCUUGGCAGUUUUCUGGCAUGAGCUACUACCCUCAGCAAGAGAUGACAACCUUUGAAGUGGUGUGGAGGGUGUGGGAGAACCUGUCUGAGCCCCACACUGAGUCGGAACCUGACCAGGGAGCUGGAUUGGGUCCCCAGGAGCCGUUCAAAUUCACGGUCAUGUCCUACAACAUUCUUGCUCAGGACCUGCUGGAGGCCAACCGAGAGCUAUACCAACACUGCGCCCCAGAGGUGCUGGCCUGGGAAUUCCGCUUCCAGAACAUCCUGAGAGAGUUUGUGAAAUGGGAUCCUGAUAUUCUGUGCCUUCAGGAAGUCCAGGAGAACCACUACAAUGAGCAGCUCCACCCUGCCCUCUCUGACCUGGGUUACGUCUGUGUUUACAAGAGGCGCACUGGCACCAAGACGGACGGGUGUGCCAUCUGUUUCCGGCGAGCGCGAUUCUCCCAGCUGUCGCUCAGGGUAGUGGAGUACUGCAGGCCCCAGAUGGAGAUGUUGGACAGGGACAACGUGGGCUUGGUGCUGCUUCUUCAGCCCAUCAGUCUCCAGGGUUCAGAGGUCACUAUGCUGGGUUCGCCCCUCUGUGUGGCCAACACGCACCUCCUGUUCAACCCCAGAAGGGGCGAUGUGAAGCUGGCCCAGCUCGCCAUUCUUUUGGCGGAGAUCGACCUGAUUGUGAAGAGCCUGCCGCUUAAGGGGGCCGGCUGCCCGGUCGUUCUCUGUGGAGAUUUUAACUCCGUUCCCAACAUGCCCCUCUACAACUUCAUCACGACCAGUCAGCUGUACUACCACGGGAUGCCAGCCUGGAUGAUAUCGGGUCAGGAGGACUUGUGCUAUAAAAUGCAUCCUCGGAGGUUGUUCGCCCCCUUGUGGCCAAGCACCCUUGGGAUCACGGACACCUGCCAGUAUGUGUCCGACCAUAGAAUUGACAGACAGGAGUCAGGGAAAAUCCUUUAUGAUCACAAGUUCCUCCUUGGACUGCGUUUCUGUGAGGCUGCUCUGAUUCGCCCUGAGCACCUGGAGCUGAUUCCAGGUGUGACGGAUGUCACUCCAGACAAACCGGAGGAACAGCCACACAUCAGAAGGUUUAGAAACACUAUUCGCCAUGGCUUGAACCUGAGGUCAGCCUACAGCCACUUUAACAGUGACACAAACAGGCUGGAAGUCACCACCCUGCAUGCAGACUUUGGGACAACGGUGGACUACAUCUUCUACUCCACCAGGCCUGGAGGAACUGGUCACCUGCAGCAUGGGGGCCUCAAGUUGCUUGGCCGUCUUGCACUCCUGUCACAGGAAGAUCUCUGGCCAAUGAACGGACUGCCCAAUGAGAUCUUCUCAUCAGACCAUCUGUGUCUCUUGGCUAAGUUUCAGCUGGACCCUGACCAUGUGUGAUGGCCACCUGGGUCUGUGGCCAUUUGGAGGAAGAUGAGUUAACACUGUUCCCAUUCAAGUUUUUAUGUCCAGUUCCAGUUCAGAUGGUUAAAUUUUAGGCCUCAAGUGUUUAAAAGUGAACAUUUGGUGCUUACAUAUGGAAAAGAGCAUUUACAAUUAUGCAAGAUGUGUUAGACUUACCUGGCAGUUCUUUUUUUCUGAAUGAGCCUGCUUGGUUUUACCAGAGGCAGAGUUUACUUUUUAAGAUUUUCUGUAUGUAUGUGACAGAAACUGAGCCAAGGCUGACUUGCCCUGUAAUAUUUACACUUUUCCUUACCUGCAUUCAUGUCUUAGAUGUUAAGGCAAACUGCCAGGAAGGAUCUUGAAAUUUCAAACAAACUUCGAAUUAUUUCUUACUUGAAGUACAUUGCUAUCGUGCCCCAAAGUUGCUUUUCUUUGGAUAGUUGUUUGAAUGGGAGAAAUCUUAUGUUAACAGCAUAACUGAAAUAUGAAAUGCCAACAUCCACCUCGUGGUGUUUCUUUUUUUUUAUUGAGAUCUCUUCUCCCUCAUGUUGAGUUUUGAUUACUCAAACUCAUUUUUUCAAGUGGUAGAAAGUGUACAAAAUAAAUAUUUUGUAUAAAACUUGAAUAUAAGGAAUAUUUUUAUUCUAGAGUAUCUAUGCUGAAAGCAUGUUAGCUUGCUUGUGAAAGCUCAGUGUGCCAUUUUUUCUUUGGGGGGGGGGGGUUCAAUAGCAACACACUUGUUUGAAAAUAAAAGAAAGUUUGAGUACUGGA
Molecule: messenger RNA, 3032 nt
Organism: Anguilla rostrata (American eel)
Lineage: Eukaryota; Metazoa; Chordata; Actinopteri; Anguilliformes; Anguillidae
Gene: angel1
Product: angel homolog 1 (Drosophila)
Exons: 10
Coding region: 189-2258 (689 amino acids)
Molecular function (GO): 3'-5'-RNA exonuclease activity
Source: RefSeq, a predicted model, not a curated record